AUGGUCAUAAUAGAAGCUUUAUUAUUUACUGCUGCAUUUCUUGUGGUUAAAUAUUUCUGGAAUUAUCGAAGAUUUUUCUAUUUGGCGAAUAAAGUUCCACUGAGCAGUUUCGAUUACUCAAUUAAGGGACUAUACAAAGUUUUAAAAGCAGACAAUAAAACAAUUUUCAGAAUAAUAAGAGAGGGUUUUGCUAAUAACAAUGUGUGCACCAAGUCAUGGUUUGGACUAUUCUUAUUUGUGGGAAUUGUUAAGCCUGAAGAUGUCAAACUCGUGCUGAAUUCUAAGGAUUGUCUUGACAAGCCAAGAUUUUUAAAAUUCACAAACAUGCCAAAAGGUUCAUUAUUUGGAGAUGUAGAAUAUUGGCAUUCACAUCGGAAGCUCCUCAAUCCAUAUUUUGGUGCUAGAAGUUUGCGGAAUGUCAUUCCAAUUUUCAACAAUAAAGUGAAAGUCUUGAUGACGAAUUUGAAGAAAAUGGAAGGAACAGGAGAAUUCAAUGUUUUAUAUUCAAUGACUGCCUUAACAUUGGAAACAAUCAUUAAAGUUAUGGAGUAUGAUGUGGAUCUACAGAAUCAGAAAAGUGAAGUUCGUGAUGUUUUUAUCAAAAAUUUAGAAAAGUUCUUAAAAAUUGUCACAGUUCGAGCAUUCAAAUUUUGGUUACAUCCUGACAUAAUUUUCAAAUCUACAAAGUUAUAUCAGAAGCAGCUUGAAACUGCAUCAAAAACUUCAAUGGGAUUUUCACACGACAUCAUUCAGAACGCUCUUCGUCUACAAAAAGGAGAUGUCAAUAACAAUGAAAAAUCAAAAACAUUCAUAAGGGCUUUAGUCAAUCCUAAAACUGGAUUUUCAAGUGAUGAGAUUCAUGAUGAAAUUGAUACUGUUGUAUUGGCUGCACAUGACACUUCAGCAAUUUCCUCAUCCUCAACUCUUUUGUUACUUGCCAUGCACAAAGAUGUCCAACAAAAAGUAGUCGAUGAGCUUCAUGAAAUUUUCGGAAAGACACUUGAUGCUCCAUACUUAGAUUAUGAGAAGAUUAAUGAGCUUCAUUAUCUGGAAAUGGUUAUUAAUGAAACAAUGAGGUUACUUCCGGUCGUUCCUUAUGUAUUUCGUGAGAAUUCUGUUGAUAUUGGGAUCAGUGAAGGAUAUGUCAUACCCACAGGAACUUACAUAGUGAUUCCAAUUUUUGAAAUUCAUCGAUCAAAAAAAAUUUGGGGUGAAGAUGCAGAACAAUUUCGUCCAGAAAGGUUUGGCAAAGAAAUCUUCGAGAAGAUUCCAUCAUAUGCUUACAUUCCAUUCGCAAAAGGACCAAGAAUGUGUAUUGGAUGGCGUUACGCGAUGCUCUUGAUGAAAAUCCAGCUUGCAAACAUUUUAUUACGUUAUGAAGUUGACACAAGCUUAAAAUUAGAGGAAUUAGAAUUCCAGUAUAACAUUACAAUGAAUGUUUGUCAAGGAUAUAAAAUAAGUCUCAAAGUAAGGGCAAGAUAAUAAUUUUACUAACAGCAAGUCAUGGUUUAAAAUAUAGAUUAGAUCUUUAUGACUUGAUAGAAGUUUUAAAUAUUCAUGAUGACUACAACAAUAUUUAAAACAACAACACUGUCCUAAUUUGGAUAUGAACUUAAACAGGUUAUAUUGUCAACAGUCUUAAAAAUAUUUAAAUCACAUCUGUGCAUGAUUAAUCAUUAAUAGCUUAAAAGACAAUAAGAAACUUAAUGUACU
Molecule: messenger RNA, 1713 nt
Organism: Chironomus riparius
Lineage: Eukaryota; Metazoa; Arthropoda; Insecta; Diptera; Chironomidae
Source: the annotation of a GenBank genome assembly